This is a messenger RNA of Capra hircus (goat), 735 nucleotides long. RefSeq names its product testis expressed 40 (gene CATSPERZ). Bases 84 to 611 code for a protein of 175 amino acids. Gene Ontology annotation, cellular component: CatSper complex; sperm principal piece. The record is from RefSeq and is a predicted model, not a curated record. Gene Ontology annotation, biological process: flagellated sperm motility; sperm capacitation. Lineage: Eukaryota; Metazoa; Chordata; Mammalia; Artiodactyla; Bovidae. The transcript is spliced from 4 exons.
UCGUUGUGUGUGGCCCACAGGCGUCGGCCAAGUCUUCGAGCCACCAUGGCUCGGGCGGGUCGAGCCUGCAGGAUAUCCGGAACAUGUGGACCACGGCUACUCUGUCUCAGCCGAAGCUGAAUGUGCAGCUGCCCACGGUCCGUGAGGACUCGGAACUGGAGGUUAGCGUAAGCGCUAAGACUCUCUGGUUUUACGACGAGAAGGCUGGCCACGACGCAGAGGGUGGCUGGGAAGCAUCCGACGGCGGAGAGGACAAGGACCGCUUCAAGCCAGAAGAGCCGGAGGAGCUGGAGCUUGGCGGCGAUAGCUCCCAGGGAAGCCGUUUAGAGGAGGACCAUUCCAAGACCGACAACGAAAAGCCUUCCUCAGUGUCAUCGCUCGAUAUCUCGAGGCACACACCCCAUCGAGCCUACUGGGUGGAACAGCAGAGCAGGCUGCCCCUGCCCCUGACUGAACUGAUGGAGAAUGAAGCUCUGGAAAUACUCACCGAAGCCCUCCGGAGUUACCAAUCAGAGAUCGGCCGGGGCCAUACCCUGACCAAACAGCUGCAGCGAUACAUCGAGGGGCUCAAAAGGCGCCGGAACAGGAGGCUGCAAGUCUUGGCGAUCUGAGAGCACCGCCUCGGGUUCCAGCGACUGCCCGACUCCAGCCCUGGUCCCUGUCCAGUCCCCAGAUCCAAGCCCGACCCUGCCCACGUGGAAUUUGAGCCCUUAGAGAAAUAAAAGAAUCUGUACA